CGCUAAGUGUAGACGACCCAAUCAUAGCUUAGAAAAUGGCAGCAGCUUGAGAAAUUUCUCAAUUACUCAUCGUACAAUUGUGUUAUUACCGGAAAACAUUUUCACUCCAGCCGAGUUAUAUUUCAAAAGAUCUACAACAACGUUUCCAUUGCAAAAUACUUUUUCCCGCGAAUUGUGAAAAAAAAAAGGCGUCGAGAGCGUGGACAUCAGAUUUGCGCACAUUAUGGAUCUUUUUAUUGAAAACGCGCUCGAAUUUUCAAUGUGAAAAAAAAACUAUUGUUUCUUAAAACAAAAACAAAAUGUGGUUCGAACGGUUUGGCACACUUUGAGGACAGCUUAUCACUGUAUGAAAUGUUGCAAGUUCAGCAAAACUCUUUCUGCAGCCUGAGCAUUCAUCAUCUAGAUUUAAUGAAAAUCAUUGGUGAACAAAAAUGCCAGGCUGUGCUGCAAUUGGUUGCAACAAUCGCAGUGAGAAGGGUUUUACUAUGAAAUGUUUUCCUCGUAAUCCAAAGUUGAGAAAAAUUUGGACAGAAAGAGUAUCGAGAGCAGAUUGGGAGCCGUCAAACAAUUCGUUCCUUUGUCACGUACAUUUUGAGGCAGAUCAGUGGACGAUAACGCAGAGUGGAAGAAUAAAGUUGAAAAAGAACGCGAUCCCAUCGAUAUUUACUGUUACGUCAACACGAAAAUCACCAAGGAAGAGGAGGAAGCUGGUUCACAGCGAAGAAGAAGAUAUUUACAUAAUUGAGUAUCUGGACGAUCCCACGAACCAUAAAAUCUCGUCGAAAACAGUGAAUUCAAGUUACGGUUGUUAUUCAACGAGUAAUUUGCCCACGAUCGUAAGGUCAGGUUUCUCACGCUCUUCGUGUCGUACGACAAGUGAAAGUGUUAUGGAUACGACCGAAAUGCCUGAAACAAUCGUCGUUUCUGACGGCAUGAGUGACGAGAGUAUAAAAGAGAUAAAAGGUGCAAACGGUGUCACUAACGACUCCAAAGUAUCGGAAACUCCGAAUGACUCGGAAGUUGUAAUAAAAAAGGAAUCACCGCCAAAUUCGAAUCACGAACUCGACGAGAUCGAGGAAAAAUUACGAUUCAUUUGCGACGGUGAGCCACAGAAAGACGACAAGAAUACUAUAGAAAAAGAAAUCAAUAGGAAAUGUCAACUUGACGAAGAUAAAAGCAUGACUGCAAAGUUCAACGAAGAUGAAAAAACGACACCUAAAGAUUCAAGCAGCGGUAACAAUGAAAAAUGUACAAAGAGUCAAGAGAACGUUGGCAUAAACUCGAGUAAUCGUAAAAGACAAUCGACGUUUGAAAUAACCUCCGAUGCGAAAAAGCCGCCCGUUACAAACGGAAUAAUCAGCUCGAAUGUUAAUUAUGAGAAACCUGAAACCGAAAGCUCUGCAACGGCAAAAAGAUCGACGUUUACAAUCAAAUUAACGGGUAUCGACGAAGACGUAACAGAAAUCGUCGAGGGUUUGGGAACAGAACCGAUUUUAAAGUACAAAUCGAGCAAUGAUUCGUCCAACACCAACAAAAAUUUAGUCACAUCAGUGAUAUCUGUAACUGACAACUUCGUAAUAAAAUCAGAAAAUUGGAUAAAGAACACUGAACGAAAAUUGGAGUCGCGUCUAUCGCCAAGCUUGGAAAUCAAGCAAGAACCAGAAAUUAAUGGAAUAGAAGACAAAAGUUCGACAAAGCUUUCGUUAGAACCGCCAGGAGAUGAUGACGACUCGACGGAUCGUCAACAACUGAGGAAAAAGGUCAAGUUUCAAGAGGACGUGAUAAGAAAGCUAAGAAGCCAAUUGAACGCUAGUAAAGAAGCGCAAUCGUCAACAAAUUACAUAAACACGAGAUCUCAAACGAAGGGAAAAGUGAUUAUUCCAAAAUCGUGUAAUGGUGAUUGUCAAAACGAAAGCAAAGAUAAGUUGAUCAAAGAUCUAUCAAAGAAAAUUGAACACUCAAACGAGACUAUUUCGAGGCUUCACAAGAGUCUAAACGAGGAAAGGCAAAACGUCAAAAACGCUCUUCUACAAAUUCGCCAAAGAGACAAUCGUAUCAAAGAAAUGAACUGGAAAUUGAACAAGGCUUCGAAAUACAUAGAAAGAGCUGAAAAAAAUGCUAAUAAUUACAGGAAAAAAAUGACGAAUCUUCAAAAUAUACUUGCCAAGAAAAAUCUCGAGGCAGAAACUUGUAGGAACUCAAACAACUUUAAAUUGACGGUACCAGCCGAUACGAUUAGAAAAGAAUACAGAACGUUUUCGAGUGAUGUUUGUUCUGCAGUAAUCGUUGAAGAAAAUGAUCAUGAAACAACCAACAACGAAAACGUCAUUUAUCAAACGGUUCAAGAUAUUUUCGAAGAAAGUAAUCAUGGCGAUGAUGAUCCGAUGAUCGACAAUCCUGAAGAUUUUAUGCGUCAAUUCGCAGGUUCUCUUUAGAAAAAAAAAACAAUUUC
Molecule: messenger RNA, 2452 nt
Organism: Venturia canescens
Lineage: Eukaryota; Metazoa; Arthropoda; Insecta; Hymenoptera; Ichneumonidae
Gene: Dlip2
Product: Dorsal interacting protein 2
Exons: 3
Coding region: 432-2435 (667 amino acids)
Source: RefSeq, a predicted model, not a curated record